Thyridium curvatum is the source of this 1143-nucleotide messenger RNA. RefSeq lists its product as uncharacterized. The transcript has a single exon. The record is from RefSeq and is a predicted model, not a curated record. Bases 1 to 1143 code for a protein of 380 amino acids. NCBI's taxonomy places the organism in Eukaryota, Fungi, Ascomycota, Sordariomycetes, Thyridiales, Thyridiaceae. Gene Ontology annotation, biological process: mRNA splicing, via spliceosome. Gene Ontology annotation, cellular component: U2-type spliceosomal complex; post-mRNA release spliceosomal complex.
AUGCAAGGCUUCAACAUGGGCCGGUACGUGCCCCCGGAGCACGCGGGGCUCGCCUCGGCCAACGCCCUGCACGGCAAGCACCCGCUCGGCAAGCGCGCCCGCCCGGACGGCGCCCUGGUCGUGCGCUUCGAGAUGCCCUUCCCCGUCUGGUGCACGACCUGCCGGCCCCGCGAGACGCUCAUCGGCCAGGGCGUGCGCUUCAACGCCGAGAAGCGCCGCGCGGGAUCCUACCACUCGACGCCCGUCUGGGCCUUCCGCAUGCGCCACCCGCCCUGCGGCGGCGCGAUCGAGAUCCGCACCGACCCGGCCCACACGGCCUACGUCGUCGCCUCGGGCGGGCGCCGGCACGACGCCGCGGGCGACGGCGGGGCCGGCGAGUCGCUCGUGUCCGCGUCGGGCGAGGUGCAGCUGCGGACGGCGCGGGAGCGCGACGCCGCGCGCGGCAGCGCCUUCGCCCACCUCGAGCGCACGAUUGAGGACCGCGCCGCCCUGGCCGCGGGCAGGCAGCGCAUCGGCGAGCUCGCCGAGGCCGCGGGCCGGCGCUGGGACGACCCCUACGCGCGCAACCAGGCGCUGCGGCGGGCCUUCCGGGCCGGGCGGCAGGAGAGGGAGGCCGAGGGCGCCGCGGCCGAGGCGCUGCGGGACCGCCUGAGCUUCGGGCUCGAGCUCGUCGCCGCGAGCGACGAGGACGCGCGCAGGGCGGCGCUCGUGGACUUUGGGACCGCGGAGCGGGACGCGGCGGGCGCCGUGGACAAGGCGCUGGCGCGGCCGCUGUUUGAGGGCGGGGCGGCGUCUGCUGCGGACCGCACCGACAAGGGCGCCGGGGAGGUCCUGAGGAGUAAUAAGAGGAGCUCGACGAGAGAUGGGACGCCAAAGACCAAAAAGCUCAAGUCCGAAGUCGUGGCGGACAAGACGAAGGGAGCUCUGGUGUCAGAGAUAUUGGGCAACACAAGAGCAGCCAAAGAUCCGUUCUUGGAGGGCUGGAGCAAGGAGUCUACUAAGUCUCCCGGCUUGCUCCCUGGACUGAAACGGAAGCGCUCGACGGUCGAGACAGCGGUUGCAACCGAAGAGUCGUCGCCGCCUCCUGCCAAACCGACACCUGCGUCCAAGAGUCUGGUAGGAUAUGACUCGGAUUCCGACUGA